AUGGCUGAGCAACGCAGAGGUCCCGGAAGGCCCAGAACUAGGAAUGUGGAGCCCGAACAAGCAGCUGGGAAUGCAGGCGUACCUUGGCAACAGAUAGUGCAACCGAUGCAGCAGCAGAAUCAGAUGAUGAUGCAGGUUAUGCAAGGACAACAACCUCCUGCUCCAGUUCUCGUUCCACAAGCUCCAACAGGGCCAGAUUUUCGUGCUUUCUUCAGAAUGGUCCUCCAGAGUUUGCAGGCAAUCCAGUGUAAUGAAGAAGAUAAAGUGAUCUUUGCUACGCAAAAGAUGAAAGGACCAACCCUUAGGUGGUGGAAUACCGCUUCUACCUAUUUCACUACCCAGGAGAUUCCUAAGGAUUGGCAUCAUUUCAAGGCGGCAUUUUUGGAGAAGUAUUUUCCUAACAGUGUUCGGACCCAGAGAGAAAGAGAGUUCCAGAACUUUAAGCAAGGCAACUUGUCUGUUUCUGAGUAUGCUGAGAAGUUUGAAGACAUGGCUGAUUACUCACGACAGGCUAGGGAGUUCACUACUUAUGUGGAAUGUUUGAGACAAUGCUAUGUUGCGGAGAAUAGUUUGAAGAGGGUUCAAGAGGAGAGGAACCAGAACAAAACUAAUUUCAGAGAGCAAGGAAGAUCGGGCCAGCACCUAAAGCCCCGUAAUCCUCCUCCAAAGAUGAAGCAGGGCCAUGGUGACCGGUCUCCUCGACCUCCCUUUUGUGAUAAGUGUAAGAGGAAGCAUACCGGAGACUGCAGAUUCGCCCCAGUUACUUGUUAUGAGUGUGGCGAGCAAGGCCACAUAUCUCCGCAUUGUCCUAAGAAGAAAGCUCAAGAGAAGAUGGCGGGACGUGUUUACACCUUAUAUGCAAGGAAGGCCAAAGGGAACAACAAUCUCAUUGCGGAUACGUGUUAUGUAAACAACCAACCUUUAUGUGUUUUAGUUGAUUGUGGAGCUACUCGUUCCUUUGUCUCCACCGAAUGUGUUUGUCGACUUGGUUUGGAAGUUACUCCAUUACCCUACCCUAUGGUCAUUUCUUCGGCGACAGAUGAUACGAUGGAAGCUCGACUGAUUUGUAAAGAUUGUUCAGUAUCUUUUAAUGGUCGUGAUUUUCCAAUUGAUUUAAUUUGUUUACCUCUCAAGAGACUUGACGUCAUUCUUGGAAUGGAUUGGUUAUCUCUUAAUUCGGUGUAUAUUGGUUGCAAAGAGAAGGCCAUAUUCAUUCCUGCUGAAGAGACUUCUUCCGAUUAUGCGAUUACCAGGUUGAUAGAACGUACGAUCAGCUCGGUCAAUUAUCUCUUUUCCCAUGAAAGAUCUUUUCUUUUAGUUCUUUCCAAGGAACCUUCUGUAAGAAUGAGAACUGAAGAACCAGAUCUAUCCUAUGACCCACAACCUUACGGUAUUUUGGAGCAUGCUAGCAAGACUCUAAGGAACAAAGAGAUACCUCUCGUAAAAGUGUUGUGGGACGAGACGCGUCCUGAGGAAGCUACGUGGGAGCUUGAGUCAGAGAUGCGGGAAUCAUACCCUCAUUUGUUCUGGUGA
Messenger RNA from Vicia villosa (hairy vetch), 1533 nucleotides. RefSeq lists its product as uncharacterized. The transcript has 5 exons. NCBI's taxonomy places the organism in Eukaryota, Viridiplantae, Streptophyta, Magnoliopsida, Fabales, Fabaceae. The record is from RefSeq and is a predicted model, not a curated record. Bases 1 to 1533 code for a protein of 510 amino acids. Gene Ontology annotation, molecular function: zinc ion binding; nucleic acid binding.